Messenger RNA from Rhinolophus ferrumequinum (greater horseshoe bat), 1858 nucleotides. It is a transcript of the gene ANKRD22, whose product is annotated as ankyrin repeat domain 22. The coding region runs from base 341 to 916 and encodes 191 amino acids. The record is from RefSeq and is a predicted model, not a curated record. The transcript is spliced from 6 exons. Gene Ontology annotation, molecular function: protein binding. Lineage: Eukaryota; Metazoa; Chordata; Mammalia; Chiroptera; Rhinolophidae.
CUUUCCUCCUCUACUGGGUUUCCUUCUUUCCACUUGCUCCCACUGGCAGAGCAGAUGUGACUCAGAAACCGGUUUCUCAGGGUUGUAAUAUUAGAUGAUACAGCGUGGGUCAUUACACAGUAAACUAAUGCCUUUGUUUCACUGGGUUGGGCCUCCUAGAAGGUGGUGUUGCAGCCGUGCUACUGGAAAAGCACUCACAGGUGUGGAAAGAAAGGGUUUGCCUCCGACCUGGGCUCCUAGAGACCUUUCUCUCUGCUGGGAAGCAUUUUGAUGUUAAUCAGAAAUAUCUCCAGAAGAUUCUAAAAGCUGUGGAGGUGAAGCAAGUCUGUGAGGGACCAGUAUGGGAAUCCUCUACUCUGAGCCCAUCUGCCAGGCAGCCUAUCAGAAUGACUUUGGUCAAGUUUGGCGGUGGGUGAGGGAAGACGGCAACUGUAUCAACGUUCAAGAUGGCUUUAACGGAGACACUCCCCUGAUCUGUGCUUGCAGGCGAGGGCACCUGAGAAUUGUUUCCUUCCUUUUAAGAAGAAAUGCUGAUGUGAACCUCAAAAACCAGAAAGAGAGAACCUGCUUGCAUUACGCUGUGAAGAAAAAAUUUACCUUCUUUGACUAUCUACUUAUUAUCCUCCUAAUGCCUGUCCUGCUUAUUGGGUAUUUCCUCAUGGUAUCAAAGACAAAGCAGAAUGAGGCUCUUGUCCGAAUGCUACUUAAUGCUGGUGUUGAAGUUAAUGCUAUGGACCGUUAUGGCUGCACUGCGUUACACUAUGCCUGCGAAAUGAAAAACCAGAGUCUUAUCCCUCUGCUCCUGGAAGCCCAUGCAGACCCCACGAUAAGAAAUAAGCAUGGUGAGACUUCCCUGGAUAUUGCAGGGAGAUUAAAAUUUUCCCAGAUUGAACUAAUGCUAAGGAAAGCAUCAUAAUCCUUGUGGCCUCAGAUGGAGAAGUGGAAAAAGCUGAAGGACUGGAUUCUAUCUCCAUCUUGGACUGUUGGUCUGUGGGCCAAUCAACCUGGAUGCCACCGUCUUAUGGGGAUAAUAAUGGUUACCAUGGGUAAUAUUUUCGAAGAGCUUUGUAUUUGUUUUUGCUCAAUGGACUUCACCAUGGCCAUAAUCCUUCUAGGGGAAACACUAACGCUGUUGGAUUCUCCAUUUCCAUCAAAAAAAAAAGGUGAUGCUUCGCAUUCAGUCUCUCCUGAAGAUCAGUGUUAUCUCAGAUUGUGUUCUCCCUUCUCAGUUGUAUUGCUCUUAUAAAGAGGCUGCCCUGUCUUUAUCAUGCCCCAGGAGAUAGACUGUUCCUCUUAGGCCUCUUUAAGUAGGAAGAGGAAGAAUGGAAGUAUUAGAUUGGUGCAAAAAUAAUUGUGGUUUAAAAGGUUAAAAAUAAUUGCAAAAACUGCAAUUACUUUUGCACCAACCUAAUACGUACAUUUGUACAGAAUAGUGUGUGUAUGUGUGUGAUUUUAGAGAUUCAUAUGUAAAUGCUCCUUUGGCAAAACAACUUCAACAAAAAUAUUUACCAGUUGUCAGUGGUGGCAGUUUUACACCUCAGACAUGGCAAAUGCUAAAAUCAAGGUUUUUGGUUUUUUUUCUGGAGAGCCAGUUUACCAGCACACUGCUAGACAUUUUGGUAUCAGUUUACAAAUAAAACCAUCUUGAUUUUGAACAACACUAUGUAACUAUCAAGAUGUUUGUUCAAAAACAUCUUUAGGGGUGGUUGGUUUAGCUCAGUUAGUUAGAGCACAAUGCUCAUAACACCAGGGUUGCCGAUUCAACCCUUGCAUGGGCGAGUGUGAGCUGCGCACUCCACAACUAGAUUGAAACAACUACUUGACUUGAAGUUGAUGGGUCCUGGAAAAACACACUUAA